AUGACUUCAGAUUCCGAAACUUCAUUUCACUCUGUAGAACAAGAAAUUGUUCUUUCCUUCGUGAAACUUUUAAUACAUACGAAUAUAAGCACUUUGUUAACAAUUAAAGAAGAUUAUUCAUCGUGUAAUGCUUUUGUUUUGCUUUGCCACGGCCAAUUUAACUACUCGGUGACUUUCCUUUUACCACGACGCGCUCGCCCACAUGUCAAAAGUGCUGUCCAUUACGCUCACUUAGCUCCUGCCGAGCUUAUAUAUACAGCUACGUUGAGGAGUAUUUUCGCCACGUUGGCUAUCGCGGCCGAGCAACAGAAACCACAACAACGACAGCCACAGCAGACUGAGAAAAGUCGUAAAAUAAAUGCCAGAGGUCCUUUUUGGCAUAAAAGAGCGAGCGAUAGUCGAAGUGGUACUAAUCAACCGAAGCAACGAGCACCUAAUCGAGAUCCUAGACUUCUAUCAUUAUUUACGCUAGUGCGCUUUGACAACAACAUAUGUGUUGGUUUAUCUGGUGAAAACGGUACUUGUAUCGCACCUUCCGAGUGCGGUCAACGUGGCGGAUUGUCCAGUGGAUUGUGUGCUAACGGUUUCGGUGUCUGUUGCAUUGUGACUGUGACUUGUGGCCAAUCGACUUUCGACAAUAAUACAUAUUUCGUCAAUCCAAGUUAUCCGGGCAACUUCGAUGGAACGGAUUCUUGUCAACUCACGCUGAUCAAAUCGCAUCCUGAUGUUUGUCAGUUUAGAUUGGAUUUUGUACAAUUCAACAUUAGAGGCCCUGAAACCUUAAAUAACCUUUGUACUUACGAUCAAUUUAUCGUAUCUGGAGGAAAUCCAGUGUCACCAAUCUGCGGUAGUAACAACGGCAAUCACAUGUACAUUGACGUGGGAACCGGUCCAACAAAUCCGGUCACUUUGUCUUUCGUCACGAGUGGUAGUGGCUUCGACCGUUCGUGGAGAGUACGAAUCGCUCAAAUACCCUGCAGUAGCAUUUUUCGCGCGGAAGAGGGCUGUAUGCAGUAUUAUACCGGUGUUUCUGGACAGAUUAAAUCUUUCAACUACGAUCCUAACGUAGGGCUACAACUGUCUAACCAGGACUACAGUAUUUGCAUCAGGAUGGAGCGUAAUUUCUGUGGGAUUCAGUACAUGACUUGCGAUGACGGAGCCUCAACGUCGCAAAUAAAUCCAUUGUCUGGAGGACUUCCGAUACCACCGAGCUCAUUCACCCUCUCGGGUAAUACCUUGUCAGGACAAUAUGCAGCGAUGGCUGAUCGAGCAUGCCAAAACGACUGGUUGAUGGUUCCUUGUGCAAGUAACGCUGGAAAAUUACCUGGUUCGCAGAUUACUUGUGUCGAUCGUCUUUGCGGUGGUGCUUUCAAUACCGAAGCUUCCGUCAACUCAACAUCCGUGAUAAGUACGUGCGUGAGUUUAAUGGUAUGGGCUAUGGCGGGUGGCUUUUUACCUUCGCUUUCACAACUGCACUACAACUACUCUGUCAGCCGCUCUACCUCUGUGACGAGUACGGUGAAGCCGUUUCGGUUAGUAUUCCACACAGACGGCACAGAAGCUCCUAAUGACUAUGGCAAUCGAGGUUUUUGUUUAAACUACGUGCAGCAGCCAUGUACCAUGAAAUUGCGCUAAAGAGUGAAAGUGAUAGUUGCGUGCGACGAAGCUAGUAACGUGUUGCCAACGUUGCAAGUUCGUCGAAUAAACAUAAUUUAAAAUUUUUUUUAAAAAGACUUUUACAAUCACCGCGAAAACGUAUUGGUUUUAUCGAAAUAUUUAAAGAAAUCUUAACUCGAUAUCUACAGCACAAAUUCUUAUAUGAUUUAUACGAUAACCAGCAUAUAUUGUAUUUAUGUGUUUAGGAGGAUUAUCGCGUAACCAACAGUGGCAUUUUAAAUUGUCACGGUGGAAAAUUGUAUUAUAGAAUUGGUGAUGAUAAAGUUAUAUUAAACGAAUUAUAAAAUAGACAAAAGAAUUGUUAGAUUUUUUCCGUCAGUUAUUAAACCGAUAAAAAAAAAUAUUCGCGAAUAUAUUAAUUGAAUUUUUUCUGUAUUCAACUAGUAUAUAUAUAUAUAUAUAUAUAUUUUUAUACACACACACACACACAUAUAUAUAUAUAGUUAGCAGUGCGUAAUGAAUGAGUAAACGCAGAGAGCUAUCCACAAUACAUAAUUUAGAUUGUUCCUACCACAUUUUAAUAGCAGUUAGUUUUGCUUUUUGGAUUCUUUCUGGAAUGCUGUUGAAUAAAACAAAUAAAGUAUUAUUAUUACUCCAUGUAAGCAUAUAUAGUUGACAGUUAUAUUCUCGUUAUAUUAGGAGACCGUGUAAGAUCAUUUUUGAACUUGAUAUAAUAUGGUUUGAUAAACAAAUAAACUUUUUACGCAUUCUAUUAGAGAAAACAACUGUUGUAUUGUAGUGUAUGUAAUGAAACUAUACUUUGAUU
This is a messenger RNA of Phymastichus coffea, 2443 nucleotides long. RefSeq lists its product as uncharacterized. The transcript is spliced from 10 exons. The record is from RefSeq and is a predicted model, not a curated record. Bases 1 to 1635 code for a protein of 544 amino acids. NCBI's taxonomy places the organism in Eukaryota, Metazoa, Arthropoda, Insecta, Hymenoptera, Eulophidae.